AGAGAGCAACAACAGAUGUCAAAGCUUAUUGGCAAUCUGCCUUGUCAGUCUGGCCAGGAGGAGUGGUGUAGUAGAAUAGCACUUUACAAGAGAAGGAGGAAGCAAAUCUAUGAUGCCACUGUGAAGAAACCUUCAGGUAAAGGCAACUGCUUCUCUAACCACCUGCAAGUUAGAAGGAAGAGCACCUUGAGGCGAAACAAAGGGGAAAGGAAGAGGAGGAGAGCAAUGAAAGGGCUUCAGCUGUUUGUUUUCAGUGCAGUUCUGGUGACUGCUCAUACCCUUACUGUGGAAACACCUGCCAAGGAAUUACAGGUGGCACGAGGGAGCAACGCUACUCUCCGCUGUCAGUUUAAUACUGAUGCUUCCAUCUCCGGAGGAGAUUUUGUUGUCUGGAAGAAAAUCAAUACCGCGGAUGAUGCUGUCACUAGGUAUUUCGAUGGACUUGUACAGUAUGGCAAGGGCUACGAAACCCGAAUACAAUUUACUGGUAACGUAGAGAAUGGGGACAUCAGUAUCACCAUCAAUGAAGUAACCAUGGAAGACAAUGGGACGUAUGUAUGCAGUGUUCGUCUACGGAAUGACCCUCCUCGGCAGUCUGCAAUCACGAGUCUUUACGUCCUCAUUGCACCAUCCAAGCCAGAAUGCAAGAUUGUGGGCACAGCAGAAUACGGCCAAACCAUCAAUCUAACCUGCAUUUCUCAUGAGGGCUCCCCAAAACCCACAUACAGCUGGGAAAGCUUCAACGUACAGCAUGAGCCCCGUGUACUACAAACAACAAAAGGGGAGCAAAUAACUCUGAAGAACAUCUCAGCGGAUACAUCUGGCUUUUACAUCUGCACUUCAACAAACAUUGUGGGAAAGGAAUCUUGCAACAUGACGGUCAGCGUUGUGCCACCAUCCAUGAACAUUGCCCUUUAUGCUGGCAUCAUUGGAGGAGCUGUUGUUGCAAUUGUAGUUAUUGGUAUUAUAGCCUAUUGCUGCUGCUGUCGGGGGGACAAGAACACCGACUAUGAGAUGACGGAGACAAAAGAUGCAGAUGAAUUCUCCCAGAGGAAUCCUACAGAGAAUCAGACAGCAAAAGAUGAUAAUGAAGAUGAAUGAAGAAAGAAGAGGGAGGCCUGAUGCCAUCUUCAUUUUUUUCUGAGGCACAGACAUCACUGUAGAAAAGCAAGCAAAUUCCUCUCUCUUACUGCAAGAAGGUUUUGUUUUAGAAUAAUUAAGUAAAAGCUAAUAAUGUCUUUGUCUUCUAGUUCCUGGGAGAGAAUAUCCUUGUCUCCCUGGAAAGGAGUAUUUAAAAUACCACGGGUAAUAAUAUAUAACCUCAUAGCAGAAUAACGCAUAUGAAGAACUGCUUCACCCACUCAUGCAAAAAUCACCAGUCUCCUUGACUUCCCCCUUUCUGUAAAAGAAGUCAGUUAAGUCAAUUUGGAUACAGAGUUGCCACUUUAUCCCUAGAGCCACAGAAGGCACAGAAGGUCACAAAUUGCAAGUUAUCAAGAAAGGGUGGUCUUGUUUAUGCUGUUAUGUAAGUUUCACAGCUUGUAGCACUGUCUGGUACAGAAAUGAUUUUAUGUGAGAUUGAAGCAAGCUGAUUUUUUAAGACAUUUUAUUAAGUGUGUUCUUUGUAUAUAUUAUACACCCACAUAUGAAUAAAAAUACGGGGAAAAAACAGA
Molecule: messenger RNA, 1673 nt
Organism: Anas platyrhynchos (mallard)
Lineage: Eukaryota; Metazoa; Chordata; Aves; Anseriformes; Anatidae
Gene: GPA33
Product: glycoprotein A33
Cellular component (GO): plasma membrane
Source: RefSeq, a predicted model, not a curated record